Lathyrus oleraceus (garden pea) is the source of this 798-nucleotide messenger RNA. RefSeq lists its product as uncharacterized. The record is from RefSeq and is a predicted model, not a curated record. The transcript is spliced from 3 exons. Lineage: Eukaryota; Viridiplantae; Streptophyta; Magnoliopsida; Fabales; Fabaceae. The coding region runs from base 1 to 798 and encodes 265 amino acids.
AUGGUUCAUGGUGAGAGUGAGGAUUCAGACCAUUUAUAUACACCACCAGGGAGUGAUGAUGAGGAUGAAGGCAUGAAGUACCCUACCUACAAGUUUGGUCAAGGAAUGGAGUUUCAGCUAGGGAUGAUGUUUACUAACAAAGAAAUGAUAAGGGAUGCUUUCAAUGAUCAUGCCAUGGAGAAUCAGAAGAAUGUAUUCAUUAAGAAGAAUGAUUCCAAAAGGAUUAUGGUUAAAUGCAUUGAUGGUUGUAAGUUCUACAUGAGAUUUAGCAAGAGGAUUGGAAACCAAUUUUGGCAAGUUGUGACUUUAAUUGAAGACCAUACAUGUCAUAAGACUGCUGGCAACAGGAGUGCAAAGAAAAAGUGGCUUUCCAACAAGUUUGCAAGCAUACUUAGACAUAGUCCUUUUAUGAAACCAUCGGGCCUCAGAGCUGAAGCUGUUGAGAGACGGGGAGUGAAACUAUCACAUGAUCAUGCAUACAGGGCAAAUAGGAAAGCAAUAGAUAAUGGCAAACAUGUGUUCAAAAGAAUUUACAUCUGUUUAGAGGCUUGCAAGGUAGGGUUUGCAAAGACAUGCAAGCGUCAUAUUGGGUUGGAUGCAUGUUUCUUGAAAGUGGAAUAUGGUGGACAAUUAAUGGCAGCAGUAGGGAGGGAUGGAAAUAACCAAAAUUUUCCAAUUGGAUUAGUUCCAGCUAUUCAAGGCAUCAGUGCCAAUGUGGAGUCCAGAUUAUGUGUGAAGCAUUUAUAUGGAAAUUGGAAAAAGAAACACCCUGGAUUGGAAUUAAAGGAAGUGUUGUAG